AUGGGAAAAAUAGUGGGAAUAAGACGUGGCUCUGUACACGACGUAGAAACAGUAAAACCAAAUGCAAAAUUCACGAUGACAUUAUUUGGGGCAAACUUAUGGCCUAGCAGAUAUGAUUCAAUUUGGUUAACCGAUGCCGAUCACUGCGCGGACUCCUUUCACAUGAAAAAAGCUGUCUACUACAUGAAUGUAGUCGAUGAAUUUUCCUAUAAAAAUGUAUUGGUAGUAGAACUAAAGGAUGGUAUUCCUGAAAACGACCAUUUAUAUUUGUUAUGUGUUAAACCAUUUCUCUCCAACAAAGCUACUCCAGACAAUAUAAAAACAUCAACUUAUCUUCAGAUUCGCGUGAAAUUGUUAGCAUCCCGGAGUCCUUACUGGAUGCCUUUCUCACUGCAUGCAAUGAUUCUUAUCAUCUUAUCAAUGUUAACAAUGAGUGCACUUUUCUCGGGUCUUAAUUUAUCAUUCACAUCGGUUGCAAUUAGCGAAUUAAACAUUAUUACUCGUAUGGGCGACGCAUAUAAAAGCCGUCUAGCGAAAAAUAUCAUACCGGUACGGAAACAUCUCAACUGGCUCAUUUGUACGUUUGCAAUAGCCAAUGCAAUCAUUAAUUGUGGAUUAUCAUUGCUACUCGAGAACUUCUUUGAAUACGUGAGUUAA
Molecule: messenger RNA, 657 nt
Organism: Loa loa (African eye worm)
Lineage: Eukaryota; Metazoa; Nematoda; Chromadorea; Rhabditida; Onchocercidae
Exons: 4
Coding region: 1-657 (218 amino acids)
Biological process (GO): transport; magnesium ion homeostasis
Cellular component (GO): plasma membrane
Molecular function (GO): transmembrane transporter activity
Source: RefSeq, a predicted model, not a curated record